CGUAAGGUCGCGCGUAAGCGCCCUCGCUUCAAAUGUGGUGUGCCGCGCUGGCGGCCGCGUAAGUCACCCCUCAAGGUCGCUAUGUCAUCUCGCGUAAGACAAGUUGUCGAUCGUCGCUCACUCUGGCUCAAGGGGGGGCCUCGGGCGGCCCCCCCCCCCGCUGGCGGGAACAGCGCGGGUCAGAGAUGCGGCCGCCCGCCGCCGCGCCAUGGAGUCGCCCCUCCCCGUGCCCCGCGACCACUCCUGGGGACGUCGGGCUGCCGCCUCCUCGCCCUCGGCGAUCCGCAGGGACGCGGAGCACUUCUUGGCGUCCGAGCAGGUCGCGGCGGCGUCUCCGUUCUCGCCCGCCUCGCUGCGACGGCGCCCGUCCACCAGGGAGGGGACUCCCUCCCGGGAAGGGCCCUCGACGCCCCUGCGGCGCCCCUCCAGCGUCCGGAGCGGUGACGGUGGGAGCCUGCCGCGCCGGCUGCCGGCCAUAAGCCCCGAGCAUUCGGAGCCCUUCGCCGGGCUCGAGCGCCGCAUAGAGUCCCGGUGCUCCGACCCUGGCGCCAGAAGGGCGGCCAGCUCCUCUGGCCGGAACAGGCCGACGCGAAAGGCCUGCCAGGAGGAUCCCGACGGCCCCUCGAGCGCGCCGUGCUCCCGCGGCGACGCCGGGUUCGGCCUCUGCGGCCCCAGGAAGAGCCGCGGGAGCGCCCUGGGCGGACGCGGGGAGCACAAGCGCAAGGGCUCGCGCGACACCGGGCCGCCGCCGCCCGUGCUCGACCCGAGCAGCCCCUCCGCGGUGUGCCCCCGGAGGCCGCCGCAUGCCCCAGGUGCUGCCCUGCAGCAGGCUGCGGCUCCAUCCCCGAGCCGCAGCGGCACGCCGCACGAGCGAGGACCCGGCAGCCCGCACGACCUGCCGGGGCAGCUGCAGUCCGGCGGGCCCACCUCGCCACCCCGCCCGCCCGGCCGCCCCGCCGGUGGCUCCGCGUCGCCGACGAAGCCCCGCGGCCUGCCCCGCGCGCCCGCCCAAGCGCCGGCCACGCCGCCGCGCGGUGCGAGCCGCGGCGCGGGGUACCCGGAGGAUCGCCAGGCGCGGCAUGGGUCCAAGGGUCGCAGGACAAUAGACUGUGCCAGGACGUCGCCCAGCAGCGGCGGCGCGCGCGGCAGGCCGCCCUCGACGGGCGACCGCGCCGCGGGCGCCGAGGGCGCCCAGGAGGAGCAUGCGGUGGCGGCCGCCGCUAGGGCGGGCGGCUCCAAGAGCUCCACCGCCAGCACGGGAGCUCCAAGAGCGCCAAGCGCCGCCUCCGCGGCAAGCCUCGCCAGCCUCGCCAGCGUGGAGCUGGCGGCAGCCGCCGCCUCCGCGGGCGGCUCCGCCUGCGCCCCGCUGAGCUCGCCCGAGGGCCCCGGGGCGGGGCAGCCGCGGCCGCUGUCCGCCCGGGCGCGCGGCUCCGCGGCGGACCGCCCGGCGCCGGCGCAGGAGCCGGCCUCCGCCGCGGCCUGGGGCCCCCCCGUGGUGGACCAGUGGGACUCCGACAGCAGCCUCUCUCUGCAGCCUCCGGGGGUAGUCGGCCCCGGCCACUCCCAGGUGUCGUGCGUGCGGGGCCCGAACGGCCUCACGUCCUUGUCGGUGGCGGCCUUCGCCGCUGGCGGGUCCUCGCACACCUUCAGGGCAGACACGUUCCAGGGGCUCAGCGGCACGCAGCUUGACGCGGCCGGCGCCGUCAAGGGCUCCUGCAUCUCCUGGGUUCCAGGCGAGGAGGUCGGGCAGGGCACGCUCGGCACCGUGUUCAAGGCGCUGGACCAGCGCAGCGGGCAGAUCUUCGCUGUGAAGGAGGUGCGGAUCGACCCGCACCUGACGGAGGAGCAGAGGUUCAAGAGCGAGCUCCAGAACGAGAUCAAUAUGCUGAGGGAUCUCAAGCAUCCAAACAUCGUGUCGUACCUUGGCCACGACGAGAUUAACUCCAGGCUGUACAUCUACCUGGAGUACAUGCCCGGGGGCUCGGUUGCGCACGUCCUCUCGCAGUUCGGCGCCUUCGACGAGAGCCUCAUCGCCUCGAGGGGGCGCGGGCUGCUGGCGGGGCUAGAGUACCUGCACACCUGUGAGCCCGUUGUGCUGCACCGGGACAUCAAGGGAGCGAACAUACUCCUCGGCGUGGACGGUCUCAUCAAGCUCGCAGAUUUCGGCUGUUCGAAGCGGACACAGGACACCAUGGCGCGGACCUGCAAGGGAUCCGUGCCUUGGAUGGCGCCCGAGGUCAUCAUGCAGAGCGGCAUCGGCCGAAGGAGCGACAUCUGGAGCUUCGGCUGCGUGAUCAUCGAGAUGGCCACGGCCAGGGCCCCGUGGGGCCCGUUCGACAACCAGGUCGCCGCGAUGAGGAAGAUUGCCAUGACCGAGGAGACGCCGGGCUUCCCGGACUCGCUCUCGGAGGGCUGCCAGGACUUCAUCGUCCAGUGCACGCAGAGGGACAAGAGCAAGAGGCCGCUGGCCUCCGCGCUGCUGCAGCACAGGUUCAUGCGCGGGGCCGCCGAGGCCGACGGCUGAGAGAGCCGGCAGAGCCACGGGGUGCUCCUCUGCUGGAGU
Molecule: messenger RNA, 2563 nt
Organism: Prorocentrum cordatum
Lineage: Eukaryota; Dinophyceae; Prorocentrales; Prorocentraceae
Source: the annotation of a GenBank genome assembly